Messenger RNA from Saccostrea echinata, 1236 nucleotides. RefSeq names its product macrophage mannose receptor 1-like. The record is from RefSeq and is a predicted model, not a curated record. The coding region runs from base 1 to 1236 and encodes 411 amino acids. The transcript has 6 exons. Lineage: Eukaryota; Metazoa; Mollusca; Bivalvia; Ostreida; Ostreidae.
AUGAAAUGUUUUGUUUUAAUAGGAUUUUAUUAUGGUAAAAGUACUGACGUGACUGUAGCCCAGGCCAAAGCUGAGUGCGAGGCCCUGGGGAUGAGGCUGGCCGUGUUUAACACACAGUCUGAGUGGGAGGCAGGCAAAGCCUUUCUUAACACAUACAACUCUCUAUGGGGAAAAGACAAGAAUGUAUGGAUAGGUUUAGAAAGAGAUGCUUCACAGGCAGGAAUGGUGUAUAAAUGGAUAGACGGAACUACACUCUCCUGGGGCCAAUUUUACAACACCCCUUGGAAGAACGCUUCUACUCCAGUCGAUGAUGUGAAUAAAGCUUGCGUCAAAAUGGAAUGGGGUGCCUCACUGCUAUGGAUACACCAUGACUGUACCGCUACCGAGGAUUUCUUGUGUGAAGGUUUCCACAUGAAUCCUGCGACCAUUAGUGGGUGGUCAGCUGCUAAAUCCACGUGUGAAGGAAUGGGAAUGAAACUGGCCUCCAUAACAUCUGCUGAGAUAAAUGAAGCGGCCAUCAAAUACAUCAAUGUACAACAAAACUCGGGGUCAGUUAACGAUGUGUGGUUCGGUUUGUCGCUAUCAGGAGGACAGUACGUUUAUGAGGAUGGUACGGUGAUUACGUCAGGCGUGUACGGAAUCGGUUAUAAUAGCUAUCCCUGGAGAUCUUCUGAACCUAAUAACCCAAACACCGAUUUCUGUAUCCGAUUGGCCUCAGAUGGAGGGGGAGUCUUCAGGUGGGCGGACUGGAGAUGCUCUACCAGUUAUAAUUUCCUUUGUCAAGUCCAUUUUACACCCGUCACCACCACUACCACUACAACUACCACCACUACCACUACACCAACUCCUACCACUACAACCACUACCUCUACACCAACUCCUACCACCACAACCACUACCCAGGCACCUACCACUUCUACCACUCAACUGGUGACCACCACCAAACCAUGGUGGUUUGUGGAGUAUAGCGCUGAUGGAAAGGCGAUAGGAGCAAAUGGCAAGACAUUUGACGAAUCAGUACCUCCAGCCAGAUUUGGGGCCAUUGGUCUGUGUAUCGGAUUCUCCACUUUCGCUGUAUUGAUGACAUUAAUUUGUUUGGGGUGGUUCUGCUGCAUCAGAAGUAAAGACGAUUACCGCUUUGUGGAGGAGGAGGAGGAGGAUGAAAAGGAGACCAAAAAGACCAUCUCUUUUACACCCAUCUCCCAGAAACCACACGGACUUCAGUACACCGCAUAA